AUUUUUAUUCAGAGAGACAAAAUAUUUGUACUUACUGCAGUAUGUACAGGUGGAAGAUUUGAAUAUUUAGUUAUUGUGUAAUAACAGAAUGCAUUUGUACUUAUUGCUGUAAUAUUGCCAAUAUACUGGUAGUUUUCAGAUCUACUGUAAUAACAGCACUGUGGCAGAGUGGUAAUAUUUUUAAUGUUGUUCUAAAUUUAGUUGUAGUUUUAGUCAACCUAACUGUAAUAGUUGCUCAGCUGGUACUGAUUGUGCAGAAUAAGUACAGUAAAAUGCAGAACUAUGAGGAGUCUGUGGCGUUUCUGGGGACCUGGGGCCAGUUCCAGAGGAGAGUCUUCUUCCUGCUCUGUCUCACAAGCGUUCCAUGUGGAUACAACAUCUUAUCCGUCAUCUUCCUGCUGGCCAGCCCACCCCACCACUGCUACAUCCCCACCCAGAGCAACCUGACCCAGGACUGGAUCCAGGCCAGCAUCCCAGUACAGCAGGUGGAAGGGCAGAUGGAGAUGAGCAGUUGUAGCCGGUAUGAGCUGGAUCUGGUGCAAAACCUGUCUGCCCUCGGAACCAAACCCACACUGGAAAUGGUCCACAACCUGUCUGCACUGGGAUCAAGCCCGGAGAUCCUCCUCUUCAGUCUGAAGCAGGAGAGCUGUAAAGAUGGGUGGACCUACAGUACUGAGUACUUUCAGUCUACUGCGGUCACUGAGUUUAACCUGGUGUGUAGCGACCAGUGGAAACAGCCUCUGACUUCUCUUGUAUACUUUAUGGGAGGACUCUGUGGAUGCUUCAUAUCUGGGCAGCUCUCUGACCGGUUUGGCAGGAAGCCUGUACUGUUCAGCAGCAUUGCUAUCCUUAGCGUCUUCAGCGCCGCUGUGGCCUUCGCUCCUUCCUGGCCCAUCUUCAUGGUGCUCUUCUUCGUGAUGGGGAUGGGUCAGAUUGCCAGCUACAUAGCUGUGUUUGUUCUGGGUUCAGAGAUCCUGAAUGGUUGGACCAGAGUUUUCUUCUCCAACAUGUGCUUGCCUUUUGCCUAUGUGUUUGGUAUGAUGCUGCUCCCUGGCACUGCCCACCUGGUCAGAAACUGGAGACAUUUGUCACUGAUCAUGGCUGUGCCAGGCCUGGCCUGUAUCCCCCUCUGGUGGCUUGUUCCAGAGUCUCCUCGCUGGUUGGUUUCCCAUGGCCGUCUGCAGGAAGCAGAACUCCUGCUGAGGUCGGCAGCCCUGGAGAAUCGAGUGGAAGCACCACGUGUCGUCUUUGUGUCAGCUAGUGCUGAAAAAGCAACAAGCCAGAAGACAGAGUCCCUCGGCUUCCUGGACCUGCUGAGGACCACAAACAUUCGAAAAAUCACACUUAUGCUGUGGCUUAUGUGGUUUUCUUUGAGUGUAAGCUACUUUGGCCUGUCAUUCAACAUGUCUAGUCUCUAUGGUAACCCCUUCCUAAACUACUUCCUGGUGACGGUUGUUGAGCUCCCAGCUUACACAGCCAGCUGGUUAGCGGCACGCUAUCUUCCACGUCGUCUAUCCUUUAUCUGCUUCACCUUGCUGGGGUCCCUAGCUCUGCUCCUCAUCCAGCUCACUCUGAGCCUGCACAGUCAUCCAGCUUUCACCUUGUCCCUAGUGCUGCUGGGUAAAUUUGGCAUUCUGGCUGGCAGCUCAGUGUUGUAUAUGUUCACUGGUGAACUGUGUCCCACAGUCAUCAGGAACACAGCAAUGUCAUCCAGUGCCACAUUCUCCAGAGUGGGGUCCUCUGUUUCUCCAUACCUGCUGCAGCUAGCUGUGCUCUAUCAGUUCCUGCCGUGGAUUGUCGUGGGUUCUCUAUCACUGCUCAGUGUUGUGCUCUGUGUCUUCCUGCCUGAGACAUUCAGACAGCCGCUGCCCGACACGAUCCAGCAGAUGGCGCUGGCACAGCGGUUCAGGUGGCCAUGGGCCUCCGGGACUUCUACAAAGGAUGAUGGGAAAUCAGCUAAAGACCAGACUACUGCACCUGAGAUCAUCUGCACAACUCAUCUAUAAAGCUCCCGAACACACACAAAUGAAACGAACAAAACCAUGGAUGGACUGAAAACUGGUUAAAGAACACCUAAACAAUGUUCUAUUUGAUCAAUUUCAUUUGAUUCUAUUCUGUCAGGAUGAUGAUGUUGUUUUCUCUGUCCCUGAGGUGUCACAAUUGUGAACGCGGACCUCCAGAGCCUCUAGUGAUGCAUUCACUGACACCAUAUGAAUAGUAGCAACAGUUUAUUGUCUUUCUGUACAGCAGGAACAGAAUACUGUGCAAUGGUGAUAUAUAGCCAAAGGAAAAAAUGAAGUCAACAAAACUUUAGAAGGGACAUUUAGUAGUUUACUUUGCUUGCUGUAGAUUGAGUUUACUGUGAUUCCUCUCAAGGAUUAAAAUAUUGAUAGAAUAUUGCAUUUGAUGUGAUAUUCAGUUUUUAUUUGUGUAUAUAAAGAAUGUAUGAUUUGUUUCUUCUGGUAAAAUGAGGAUAAACAUAUGGUAUUUAUUUUGAUGUAAUGAAUAAAUUCAUAAAGCAAACUAAGAGUCAGAGUACUAACUCAUAACUGGCAUGAUUGUCUAUUUAAAUAAUAAAGAUUCUGUAUAGUUAUAA
Messenger RNA from Scatophagus argus, 2596 nucleotides. RefSeq names its product solute carrier family 22 member 5-like. Gene Ontology annotation, molecular function: transmembrane transporter activity. Lineage: Eukaryota; Metazoa; Chordata; Actinopteri; Scatophagidae. Gene Ontology annotation, cellular component: membrane. The record is from RefSeq and is a predicted model, not a curated record. Gene Ontology annotation, biological process: transmembrane transport. The transcript has 11 exons. Bases 273 to 2006 code for a protein of 577 amino acids.